Molecule: messenger RNA, 474 nt
Organism: Paramecium octaurelia
Lineage: Eukaryota; Ciliophora; Oligohymenophorea; Peniculida; Parameciidae
Source: the annotation of a GenBank genome assembly
AUGGCCAGUUCUGUUCACACUGGAGAUAUUUAUGCUGAAUUAAGAAAAGCAGAAAAAAAUAUAUUUUUAAUUAAAAAUACUCUAGUAUUUAAAGAUUUUAUGAAGCCAACCUAUGUUUAUUCAAAUCCUGUGCUGAGUCUUUUAAGCUCCAACUCAACUUAGAGUAGUCCAAUGACUACAAGUGAAUUGAAUGAUUCGAUCGAAUACUAUAUGGACCAAAAAGACUAUCAGACUGAAGUGGAAAUAGUUAAAUAUCUGCAUGGUUUGGGAGUGCAGACUAAAACCGACCCGCUGAUUAAAGAGUAACAAUAUUGGAAAGAAAGAAAACAGAAGAGCCAAAUAAUGUCAGAGUCCAUCAUCAACUCUUCGGAAAGGUUGGUACUAAAUCCAACCGUAAAUCGAUUGAUGAGAAAGAAUGUUAUAUAAAUACCAAGGAAUUCAAAUAGUCCCUAUUUCUUACUGGAUUAAUUAUGA